AUGGAUAUGCUUUCCAUUUCCUUAAUCUUUUCAUUCUCUCUAGCUAUUGUCGUCUCUUAUUAUACUAUAGUUAAUGGCAGAAGAUGUUACAAAACAAGAGCUCCAGAACCACCCGGAGCAUUGCCCUUCAUAGGUCAUCUCCACCAUCUACGGGGCAAAACACCAGUGGCGCGAAUAUUGGGAGCAAUGGCUGAUAAAUACGGCCCCAUUUUCUCACUCCGGCUGGGCAGCCACUCCGCGGUGGUGGUGAGCGGUUGGGAGAUGAUAAAGGACUGCUUCUCCACCAAUGAUCAAACUUUCGCAACCCGGCCGAGCAUGUCGCUGACCAAGUACAUGGGGUACGACGGUGCAGUUUUUGCACUAGCACCUUAUGGAACUUAUUGGCGUUAUCUUAGGAAAAUGGUCACUGUAGAACUUCUAAGUAGCCAACGACUUGAGAAGUUUAGUCAUAUCCGAGUGUCUGAACUAAAUCACUCUAUAAAAGAUUUGUAUAUACGAUGUGAAAAGAACGGUGAGUUUUCCAAGAUAACUCUAAGCAAAUGGUUUGAAGACUUGACAUUUAACAUAACCAUAAGAAUGCUAGUUGGAAAGCGAUUUUCUAAUAGCAAGAUUGGUGGUGAAGAAUGGCUAUUCAAAGAAGCUAUAAAGAAAGAAUUAUACCUUAGUGGCGUUUUUGUUGUGUCUGAUGCAAUUCCGUCGCUUGAAUGGGUGGAUAUUGGAGGGUAUUUGAAAGCGAUGAAAACGGUAGCCAAAUACAUCGACAAAGUGCUCGAGAAUUGGUUGAAAGAACAUGUGCAAAAUAGGAAGGAACGCAACAACGAAGGCGAAUUUGAUUUCAUGGAUGUAAUGCUAUCCACUUUCCACGAGGCUGAUAUGGAAUCGGGUUGCAACCGUGACACUGUCAUCAAGGCAACGAUACUAAUUCUUAUUUUGACUGGCACAGAAAGCACAUCCGAGACACUAAUAUGGGCACUCUCUUUGUUACUAAACAACCCACAAGCUAUAGAAAUUGCCCAGAAGGAAUUGGAUAUCCAUGUAGGAAGACACAGAUUAGUUGAAGAAACAGAUAUCAAGAAGUUAAAUUAUUUACAGGCUAUUGUGAAGGAAACCCUACGUUUGUACCCACCAGGUCCACUUUCUGGGCCUCGUGAGGCCAUGGAAGACUGUUAUGUUGGCAACUAUUAUGUCCCAAAGGGUACUCGACUGAUUGUUAACUUGUGGAAGCUACAUAGGGAUCCAAAGGUGUGGUCUAAUCCCAAUGAGUUUCGACCUGAAAGAUUUCUUGAGGAACAUAGCAAAGUGAGUUUUUGGGGACAGAAUUUUGAGUACAUUCCAUUUAGUUCAGGGCGAAGAAUGUGCCCAGCUGUGAACUUCGGCACGCAAGUAGUUCAUUUUGCGCUUGCUCGUUUGCUUCAAGGAUUUUGUGUAUCGGCACCAAUGAAUAUGCCUGUAGACAUGUGUGAAGGUCCAGGCAUAGCUUUGCCCAAGGUGAAACCUCUCGAUGUUCUUCUCAGCCCUCGACUUCCUGCAGGGCUCUAUGAAAGUAUUUAG
Molecule: messenger RNA, 1551 nt
Organism: Fraxinus pennsylvanica
Lineage: Eukaryota; Viridiplantae; Streptophyta; Magnoliopsida; Lamiales; Oleaceae
Source: the annotation of a GenBank genome assembly